UAGGGUCCAUGGAUAGCAUAAUUAGUCAACAAAUACAUCCGCCCUGCUAACAAGUUGUCUAAGUCGAUGCAAAAUACCCUGGUUUCAGUAAUAACAAAACCAUGAUUGUAUUUGUACCACUUGCUUGACGCCACUCUAUAUAUCUCUACGAUACUUGUUAAAAAUUUAAGAGAGAAAUAGAUAUGCUUCUUUACUUUAUGCUACAUCUGUUUUUAUUUCCUUAUUAUAUGGGAACUCUUAAAGGUUCUACCUUAAGCGCUACAAACAACAUCGGAAAGCCAGGGUGUCUAACCAUGUGCGGGAAUCUGUCAGUUCCAUACCCUUUCGGUAUCGGUAAAGACACAGGCUGUUCUCUAGACGACUCGUUUUCGGUCAUUUGUAACACCUCUUAUUCAGAGCCCAAAUUGUUCCUCCUUUCAAGUGGCAUAGAAAUAUACAACAUUUCGGAUUCAGAAUUCCGCAUAGCCACAGACGUUGCUUAUAAGUGCUACAACGAAGACAAGACUCUAAGUUGGGAUCUCGACAUGAAUUAUACGAUUAGUCCAUUCAGUUUCUCUCCCAAGAACAAGUUUAUAGUUAUUGGGUGCGACGAUUUUUCUAUGAUCAGGGGCGAAGGCUUUUCUGGUGGCUGUGUUGGAUUGUGUAGCCAAGCACGACAUGGGCCCGGGGGGCAAUGCUUAGGAAUGGGGUGUUGUGAGACAUCUAUACCCAAGGGCCUAGACUACUACAACGUGACACUUUACACCUUCCGAAACCACUCGGAUGUUUGGUCUUUCAACACCUGCGGCUAUGCGUUUCUAGGUGAGGAAGGCAGCUUUAAGUUUCAAGGUGCGAGUGAUUUAACCGACGAAUGGAGUGUUUGGGAGAGGAUAUUGUCGACUGUCCCUGUUGUGGUAGAUUGGGUAGUUGCAGGGAAUUGCUCAGAAUGCAAAGGAAACAGUUCAUGCGUUGAGGUGGCAGAUGUAGAUGGUGGUGGGUAUCGUUGUAAAUGCAACAAUGGUUACGAGGGUAACCCCUAUCUUCAUCCAGGCUGCCAAGACAUCAACGAGUGUGAAGAUCUGGAAACCAACCCUUGCUAUGGUGAUUGCAUGAACACUCUAGGAGGUUACACUUGUAGUUGUCCACUAGGAUCUUUCGGUGAUGCAAAAGCAGUAAAUGGGUGUCAGCAUGCUAAAGAUUCACAAUUUUCUUCAACCAUAUACAUUAUAGGAGCGAUGCUUGGCCUCUUAGCAAUACUAUCCGUCAUAGUGGGGAUUUUCUUUGGUAUAAGGAGGAGGAAGCUAAUGAACCUCCGAGAAAAGUUCUUUGAGCAAAAUGGUGGUGUGUUGCUGAAACAAAAGAUCAAUUCACAAGGGUCACAUGAGGCAAUGACUUUGUUUAGCACUCACCAACUUCGUAAAGCCACUGAUAACUAUUCUCAAGAGAACAUUAUUGGUCGAGGGGGCUAUGGUGUUGUGUACAAGGGUGUUUUGUCUGAUAAACAUGUAGUUGCAAUAAAGAAGUCUAAAAUAGUGGAUGGGAGCCAAGCUGAACAAUUCAUAAAUGAAGUUUUGAUCCUAACACAAGUAAUCCAUCGAAAUGUUGUAAAGCUUUUAGGGUGUUGCUUGGAAGAGGAAGUCCCUAUACUAGUUUAUGAAUUCAUCUCCAAUAACACUCUUUUCCAUCACAUCCAUUCUAGAUUGGGUGGAAUGAAUUGGUUAUCUUGGGAGAAUCGAUUAAGAAUAGCUGUUGAAGCUGCCGGAGCAAUUGCAUACCUUCAUUCGGAAACUAUUAUGCCAAUCAUACAUAGAGAUGUCAAAUCUACAAACAUAUUACUAGAUGAUAACUACAUAGCAAAAAUUUCAGAUUUUGGUGCAUCAAGGCUAGUCCCAAUAGAUCAUGAACAAGUAACUACUCUUAUUCAAGGCACAUUAGGGUAUUUGGAUCCAGAGUACUUCAACACAAGCCAACUAACUGAGAAAAGUGAUGUAUAUAGCUUUGGAGUGGUCCUUGCAGAACUCAUAACAGGAAAAAAACCCAUUGGUGUUGAUAGAGCCAAUGUUGAAAAAAAUUUAGCAACAUAUUUUGUGAAUGCAGUUAAAGAAAAUCGCUUAUUUGAAAUUGUUGAACCUCGAAUAUUACGUGAAGGGACAUUUGGGCAAAUACAGGCUGUAGGUGAUUUAAUAAAGAGAUGCCUAAGCUCAAAAGGCCAAGAUAGACCUACAAUGAAAAAGGUGGCAGUGGAGCUAGACAACUUAAGGAAAUUCACAACUCAUCAAUGGAUCCAACAACAUAAACAUCAAGAGACUAAAAGCCUGGUCCUAGAAGUUGAACAAUCUGAUCUUUACGAUGUCCCAUUAGUUUCAUAUGGUAAUAAUGAUUCAGAAUCUUACUAAGCUAGGACACACAUGGUGCUUAAAGAUAACAAACCACGUGGGUGCUUCUCACAGUGCAAUUGUGUGAGCAUCACCACACCUAGCUUGCACAAAUUAUUAUUAAUAAGGUUAUAAAUGUUGUCCUUAAUGUUUUCAGGUUAUGUGGCCACUUUUAGCUUGCUUGGCUUUCAAGCUAUGCAAUGCAAAAAAACUACACUUCCUUGUAAAUAAAAGUUCUAAAGUUGUCCUAUAUGAAUAUUUCUAAAGGAGGAUUCAGGCCUAAGAUAUAUAUUUGUUGUUGCAUUUGGUUGUAAUAUUGGGUCGGUGUCUGUUUUUCCACAUAGUCUAUCUUUUAGCCAAUAUUGUUUAUUCAUGU
Molecule: messenger RNA, 2730 nt
Organism: Helianthus annuus (common sunflower)
Lineage: Eukaryota; Viridiplantae; Streptophyta; Magnoliopsida; Asterales; Asteraceae
Product: wall-associated receptor kinase 5
Exons: 3
Coding region: 183-2375 (730 amino acids)
Biological process (GO): protein phosphorylation; cell surface receptor signaling pathway
Cellular component (GO): plasma membrane
Molecular function (GO): polysaccharide binding; protein serine/threonine kinase activity; ATP binding
Source: RefSeq, a predicted model, not a curated record